Molecule: messenger RNA, 2162 nt
Organism: Manacus vitellinus (golden-collared manakin)
Lineage: Eukaryota; Metazoa; Chordata; Aves; Passeriformes; Pipridae
Product: neuroblast differentiation-associated protein AHNAK-like
Exons: 1
Source: RefSeq, a predicted model, not a curated record
CAAAUCCAGAUGUUGGGAGCCCAAAAACACCCAAAAUGACCCAAAGUGUUCCUGAAACUCCGGGUUUGGGGGUUCAGACCCCGAAUCCAGAUGUUGGGGGGCCCAAAAAUGGGGGUCAGAUGCUGGUGGUGGACAGUGACACAGAUGUGGAGGAGGAGGAGCCACAUCCAGAUGUGGGGAGCCCGAAAAUGGCCCCAAAAGACCCCAGAAUUCCAGGUGUGGUGGAGGAGACCCCAAAUCCAGAUGUUGACGGCCCCAAAAACAGCCCUGGGCUGUUCCUGGUGGACAGUGACACAGAUGUGGAGGAGGAGGAGCCACAUCCAGAUGUUGGGAGCCCGAAAACACUCAAAAUGACCCAAAGUGUUCCUGAAACUCCGGGUUUGGGGGUUCAGACCCCAAAUCCAGAUGUUGGGGGGCCCAAAAUCGGCCCGGGGCUGUUCCUGGUGGACAGUGACACAGAUGUGGAGGAGGAGGAGCCACAUCCAGAUGUUGGGAGCCCCAAAACACCCAAAAUGACCUUAAAACACCCCAAAACUCCAGCUGUGGUGGCAGAGACCCCAAAUCCAGAUGUUGGGGGCCCCAAAAAUGGGCAUCAGAUGCUGUUGGUGGAGACUGACACAGAUGUGGAAGAGGAGGAGCCACAUCCAGAUGUUGGGAGCCCCAAAACACCCAAAAUGACCCUAAAACACCCCAAAACUCCAGAUGUGGCCGUGAAGACCCCAAAUCCAGAUUUUGAGGGGCCCAAAAAUGGGCAUCAGAUGCUGGUGGUGGGCAGUGAGACAGAUGUGGAGGAGGAGGAGCCACAUCCAGAUGUUGGGAGCCCCAAAACACCCAAAACGACCUUAAAACACCUCAAAACUCCAGAUGUGGUUGGGAAGACCCCAAAUCCAGAUGUUGAGGGGCCCAAAAUCAGCUGUGGGAUGUUCCUGGUUGACAGUGACACAGAUGUGGAGGAGGAGGAGCCACAUCCAGAUGUUGAGAGCCUAAAAAGGCCCAAAAUGACCCAAAACGUCCCUGAAACUCCAGGUUUGGGAGUUCAGACCCCGAAUCCAGAUGUUGAGGGGUCCAAAAUUGGCCCUGGGAUGCUGGUGGUGGAGAGUGACACAGAUGUGGAGGAGGAGGAGCCAAAUCCAGAUGUUGGGAGCCCAAAAAGGCCUAAAAUGACCCUAAAACUCCCUGAAACUCCAGAUGUUGCAGUGGUGACCCCAAAUCCAGAUGUUGGGGCCUCCAGAAGACCCAAAAUGGCCCCAAAAGUGCCCGAAACGCCGGGUUUGGGGGUGCAGACCCCAAAUCCAGAUGUUGGGGGCCCCAAAAAUGGGGGUCAGAUGCUGGUGGUGGACAGUGACACAGAUGUGGAGGAGGAGGAGCCACAUCCAGAUGUUGGGAGCCCCAAAACACCCAAAACGACCUUAAAACACCUCAAAACUCCAGAUCCGGUUGGGAAGACCCCAAAUCCAGAUGUUGAGGGGCCCAAAAUCAGCUGUGGGAUGUUCCUGGUUGACAGUGACACAGAUGUGGAGGAGGAGGAGCCACAUCCAGAUGUUGAGAGCCUAAAAAGACCCAAAAUGACCCAAAACGUCCCUGAAACUCCAGGUUUGGGAGUUCAGACCCCAAAUCCAGAUGUUGAGGGGUCCAAAAUUGGCCCUGGGAUGCUGGUGGUGGAGAGUGACACAGAUGUGGAGGAGGAGGAGCCACAUCCAGAUGUUGGGAGCCCAAAACCACCCAAAACGACCCAAAAUGUCCCCGAAACUCCAGAUGUGGACGUUCCGACCCCAAAUCCAGAUGUUGAGGGUCCCAAAACCCGCCGUGGGCUGUUGCUGGUGGACAGUGAGCCAGAUGUGGAGGAGGGGGAAGAGGAGGGCUCCGAUGCAGAUGUGGCCACCCAGCUGUUCCUGCCCCCUCCAGAUGUGGAAGAGGGGGAGGGCUCUGAUCCAGGUGUGGCCACCCAGCUGUUCCUCCCCCCUCCAGAUGUUGGGGCCCCGAGCUCCCCCCCAACUCCAGAUGUUCCAGGGCCUGAUUCAGGGGUGGGAGCGGACCCAGAUGUGGAGGGGGAGGAGCCAGAUCCAGAUGUUGGGCUGCCCAAACUCCUCCGGGCCCGCCUGGGUGUCUCCAGAGUUCCAGAUGUGGAGGGACCAGAUCCAGAUGUGGAGGAGGACCCAGAG